UAAUAGGGCUGGGACGUUUAAAUAGCCAAAAUUAGGUUUAGGAACGGAUUUUUUUUUUUUUGCAUGCUUCGUGGAGAUCGCACGCGAUCGAUGGCGACCCCGCGAUGCUGGAGCUCGAUCCCGGUCGAUAUCGCCCUCAAUAUCGCCGCUUUCCUUGAGGCGGCGGAUGUGUGCUCUUUGGGGAGUUGCUCUCGUUUCUGGCGCGGAAUCUGCUACUCUGACUUCCUGUGGAUGGGGCUUGCCAAGAAGAGAUGGCAAAUGGUCGAUUUGGGUUCAAAAUUGAGUGGAUCCUCACAGUUACCGAGGGUUUCGUGUAGGCUUGAUGAAGUUACAGCGCAGCAAGUUUCUGCUGAAUCUCGAUUCCUUUGCCCUCCCGUACAGGGGUGGAGGGAAUUUUACAUUUAUAAACACCAAAGUAUAGCUCGUGCGGUUUCUGCUGUAAAAGAAUUUGUGGAUCUAUGUACUCAAAACGAAUCUCUUGAAGCUGGGUAUUAUUUAAAAGCAGUCAGUGAUUUACACUCAUACAGGCUUGGUUUCAAGGAUGUUCAAGUUUUUUUGUUUGCAAAAAGAUGCAGUGUUCUUCUUAAUUUGAUUGGAUUGCACUAUUGCCUAGUUCAGCUUGAAAUUUCGCCCAGUGAGGUGAUGGAGGCCCUCUGCAGGAGCCAAGUUUCAGAACGAGAAAUUUACGUUAGGUGGUUCAAGCUUGGGAGGUGGUUCUAUGGCUUCCGCCUUCAGGAUGAGCACCACUCAAGGAAAAUCUCUCUUGGAGAGCUUGUGAUGGGCAAAGAUGACGAGGUUCUUGGUGUGCUGAACCGAGGUGCAGUCCAUGAAGUUAUUCGUGUUCAUAUCACCCAAGUUUAAUCCGGAAACUGCAGUUUCAAACUCGGUUGCAAGUGGAGAUGACUAAAUUGAACUUCUUUGACAUGCAAAAUCAUCUUGUAAAUUAAUUAUAUUAGUUUCUCAUGAGAAUUGCUAAAUAGUCCGUAGUUUAUAUGCUUAGGCAAGGUUUGGGUGAUGUGUUUUCUUUUUAUUGCUAAAUAAAAUUGUGGUAAAUCUGAUAGAGAUGUCAAGUUGUUUAUAGUUAGUUCGUUUCUUGUUAUUGUAAGUUGUUCACUUGUCAUUGUUUUUAUGGUUUA
Messenger RNA from Dendrobium catenatum, 1136 nucleotides. RefSeq lists its product as uncharacterized. The transcript has 4 exons. The record is from RefSeq and is a predicted model, not a curated record. NCBI's taxonomy places the organism in Eukaryota, Viridiplantae, Streptophyta, Magnoliopsida, Asparagales, Orchidaceae. Gene Ontology annotation, molecular function: protein binding. The coding region runs from base 64 to 861 and encodes 265 amino acids. Gene Ontology annotation, cellular component: SCF ubiquitin ligase complex. Gene Ontology annotation, biological process: SCF-dependent proteasomal ubiquitin-dependent protein catabolic process; protein polyubiquitination.